AAAGUAAUUACACGGUUGACUCCUUUGAAAAUCGAGUUUUUAAAUCCAAAAUUCACAGCCUUGUUCCCCAAGCAAUGCUCUCUCUCGCCGAAAUUCAAACAUAGAGAGAGAAAUACAAAGAAAUUUGAUUGCCAAAGUGGUAUCCAUUUGAAGAGGAGGCAUCACCCAUCCAAAUAGUUUUGAAUGCCUUGUGUUUGGAGGUCGAUAGUCCAUGAAUCGGAAGUUCCUUCGUUUUUUCUUUAUUGUUUUUGAUUGGAUUGUUUUCGUCGUUUAUCCUCGUUGAUCAGCUAGCUGCCGCUUGGUUGUUGAGAAUAUUGCUCUAGGGACUCCAUUGCCUGAGUGUUGGAUGGCCGCCGAAGGUAAAGAGAAUCAUGGAUCCUCUAGCAAUCUGGAGGCGGAUGAAACCACCACUAAUUCUCCAGAGGAGCAACAAAACGAACGAGAGAGUCGGAAGGACAAGAAACAAGAUCAGAACACGUUCACUGUGCCUCUCUACAAAUUGUUCUCCUUUGCAGACUCCACAGAUUACGUCUUGAUGCUGUUGGGUUCGCUUGGUGCCGCAGGAAAUGGAGUUUCUCUACCCCUUAUGACGGUGCUCUUCGGAAAUUUGAUCCAGUCCUUUGGCGGAGCUUCGAACGGACAUGAUACGCUUCAUCAAGUCUCCAAGGUAGCACUGGAAUUUGUCUACCUAGCCAUUGGAGCAGGCAUUGCGUCUUUUCUUCAGGUGGCUUGCUGGAUGGCUACCGGGGAAAGGCAAUCAGCCCGAAUAAGAAACUUGUAUCUUGAAACCAUAUUACGACAAGAAAUUGCAUUCUUUGACAAGGAAACAAAUACAGGUGAAGUUAUUGAGAGGAUGUCUGGGGAUACUGUUUUUAUUCAAGAUGCCAUGGGCGAGAAGGUUGGCAAAUUUAUUCAGCUAACAUCAACUUUCUUUACUGGAUUCAUUGUUGCAUUUGCACAAGGGUGGCUGCUGACCUUGGUCAUGCUGUGCACUAUUCCCCCUCUGGUGAUUACUGGUGGAAUCAUGGCCAAUAUUGUGGCCAAAAUGGCAUCACGCGGACAAGCAGCUUAUGGAGAAGCUGCAACUGUUGUUGAACAAACCAUUGGUUCAAUUAGGACAGUUGCUUCCUUUACUGGGGAAAAACUAGCAGUAAAGAAGUAUGAUAAGUCUUUAGUAAGGGCCUACAAUGCCAGUGUUCAAGAAGGUCUGGUAGCUGGUUUAGGUCUUGGAAUGCUCAUGCUCUUCAUGUUUUGUGGGUACUCCUUGGGAAUAUGGUAUGGAGCAAAACUGAUACUUCAUAAGGGUUACACUGGUGGAAAGGUCAUCAAUGUGAUAUUUGCAAUCCUCACAGGUUCUUUCUCAUUAGGCCAGAUAGCACCAUGCAUGACAGCUUUUGCAGCAGGACAAGCUGCUGCUUAUAAGAUGUUUGAGACAAUCAACCGAAAGCCAGAAAUUGAUGCUUAUGAUCCCAAAGGAAGGAGGCUUGAUGAUAUUCAAGGGGACAUUGAAUUUAAAGAUGUUUAUUUUAGUUAUCCUGCCAGACCAGAUGAACAAAUCUUUCGUGGUUUCUCUCUAAGCAUUCAGAAAGGAACAACUGUUGCAUUGGUUGGUGAGAGUGGAAGUGGAAAAUCAACAGUUGUUAGUUUGAUAGAGAGAUUUUAUGAUCCACAGGUUGGUGAAGUUCUCAUUGAUGGAAUAAACCUCAAGGAACUUCAACUCAGUUGGAUUAGAGGAAAAAUUGGGCUUGUGAGUCAGGAACCAGUUCUUUUUGCCACUAGCAUUAAACAUAACAUAGCUUAUGGGAAAAAUAAUGCAACUGUUGAAGAAAUCAGAGCAGCAACAGAGCUUGCAAAUGCUGCUAAAUUCAUAGACAAAUUGCCUCAGGGCCUUGACACUAUGGUUGGCGAACACGGAACACAACUAUCUGGAGGUCAAAAGCAAAGAGUUGCAAUUGCCAGAGCAAUUUUGAAAGAUCCUCGAAUUUUACUUUUGGAUGAAGCUACGAGUGCAUUGGACGCAGAGUCAGAAAGAAUAGUGCAGGAAGCACUUGACAGGGUCAUGGAAAAUCGUACUACUGUUAUUGUUGCUCAUCGAUUGAGCACUAUUAGGAAUGCUGAUUCCAUUGCUGUUAUACAUCGAGGAUCAAUUGUUGAAAAAGGUUCGCAUGUUGAGCUAUUAAAGAAUCCUGCUGGAGCUUAUAGCCAACUCAUAAGGCUUCAAGAAGUGAACCAGGCCCAGGUUACUGCACACAAAUCUGAUUCAGAAAAAUCUGAUGGGGGGAUAUCUUCAGGUCAGUACUCGAGCAAGAAACUGUCCUUGAACCGCUCCAUUAGCCGUGGAUCAUCAGGCAGACAUAGCAGCCACUCAUUUCAAGCUCCAUUUGGUUUGGCCAUGGGGUUUGAUGCCCAAGAUACAUCUGACAAUGCGGAUCCUGAAAGUACUAUUGAACAUUCAAAAGAAGUACCAGUCCUCCGCUUAGCAUAUCUUAAUAGACCAGAGAUUCCUAUAUUGAUACUUGGUUCAUUUGCUGCCAUUGUUAAUGGUGUCAUAUUUCCCCUGUUUUCAAUACUCUUAUCAAAUGUAAUCAAUGCAUUUUACCAGCCUCCACACAAGCUCAAGAAGGGCUCCAACUUUUGGUCAUUAAUGUUUCUGAUAUUUGGUGGGGUUUCUUUGUUUGCCCUUCCAGCUAGAACAUACUUCUUUGGUGUGGCAGGAUCAAAAUUGAUUAGGAGGAUUAGGCUAAUGACAUUUGAGAAAGUCGUUAGCAUGGAAAUAGAAUGGUUUGAUAAUCCUGAGAACUCCAGUGGUGCAAUUGGGGCAAGGCUAUCAGCAGAUGCAGCUGUAGUCAGGAGUCUUGUAGGAGAUGCACUUGCAUUGAUCGUUCAGAACAUCACAACAUUGGUUGCUGGCUUGGCGAUUGCUUUUAUUGCCAAUUGGCAACUUUCAUUGAUUGUCUUGGCUUUGGUACCUCUCUUGGGUGCCAAUGGAUACAUACAGAUGAAAUUUAUGAAGGGAUUUAGUAAAGAUGCAAAGGUGAUGUACGAGGAAGCAAGUCAAGUUGCAAAUGAUGCUGUGGGAGGUAUCAGAACAGUUGCUUCAUUUUCUGCAGAAGAGAAAGUGAUGGGAAUAUACAAGCAGAAAUGUGAAAGCCCUAUGAGAAAAGGAAUUAGGCAAGGGUUAAUUAGUGGUACAGGAUUUGGAGUUUCCUUCUUUUUGUUGUUUUGUGUAUAUGGAGCUAGUUUUUAUGCUGGAGCACGACUGGUGGAGAGUGGAAAGACUACUUUUGACAAAGUAUUUCGGGUAUUUUUUGCUCUUGCAAUGGCAGCAAUUGGGAUUUCUCAAUCAAGUUCCUUAGCUCCAGAUUCUUCAAAAGCCAAAUCUGCUUCUGCUUCAGUUUUUGCUAUUCUCGAUCGGAAAUCUAAAAUAGAUCCAAGCAAUGAUUCUGGAAUGACAUUGGAAAAUUUGAAAGGAAACAUUGAGCUACAACAUGUCAGCUUCCGUUACCCUACUCGUCCAGAUAUCCAGAUUUUCCAGGAUCUAUGCCUGACAAUCCCUUCUGGAAAGACAGUCGCACUUGUAGGAGAGAGCGGUAGUGGGAAAUCAACUGUUGUAUCACUGUUGCAAAGAUUUUAUGAUCCAGAUUCAGGUGAAAUACUGCUAGAUGGCAUCGAAAUUAAAAAGUUACAACUGAGGUGGUUGAGACAGCAGAUGGGCUUGGUGAGCCAAGAACCAGUUCUAUUUAACGAUACUAUCCGAGUUAAUAUUGCUUAUGGAAAGGAAGGAAAUGUGACUGAAGCUGAGAUCAUAGCUGCAGCUGAGUUAUCCAAUGCCCACAAGUUCAUUAGCAGUUUGCACAAGGGCUAUGAUACAUUAGUUGGAGAACGAGGAGUCCAUUUAUCAGGCGGGCAAAAGCAACGUGUUGCGAUUGGACGUGCUAUCGUGAAGGAUCCAAAAAUUCUGUUACUAGAUGAAGCAACAAGUGCACUGGAUGCUGAAUCUGAAAGGGUGGUGCAAGAUGCAUUAGACCAAGUCAUGGUCAAUCGAACCACUAUUGUCAUAGCACAUAGAUUAUCUACCAUAAAGGGUGCGGAUGUGAUUGCUGUGGUUAAGAAUGGAGUGAUAGUAGAGAAAGGGAAGCAUGAGACCUUAUUGAGCAUCAAGGGAGGGGCCUAUGCCUCCCUUGUAGCACUUCACAUGAGCGUGGCACAUUGACUUGCAGUUUUCCUUUUCAUAUGUAUAACUCUGAGCAUUAUUUUUUGAGAAUCAAAAUGUAAAAUAAAUAAAUUUUUCAAAUUUGUAUAAACCAUAAGGGGAGCAAUUUUGAUAUAGACACUCAAAUUCUACA
Molecule: messenger RNA, 4346 nt
Organism: Zingiber officinale
Lineage: Eukaryota; Viridiplantae; Streptophyta; Magnoliopsida; Zingiberales; Zingiberaceae
Product: ABC transporter B family member 4-like
Exons: 13
Coding region: 347-4213 (1288 amino acids)
Biological process (GO): transmembrane transport
Cellular component (GO): membrane
Molecular function (GO): ATP hydrolysis activity; ATP binding; ABC-type transporter activity
Source: RefSeq, a predicted model, not a curated record